Molecule: messenger RNA, 1435 nt
Organism: Lycium barbarum (goji berry)
Lineage: Eukaryota; Viridiplantae; Streptophyta; Magnoliopsida; Solanales; Solanaceae
Product: calcium uniporter protein 2, mitochondrial-like
Exons: 2
Coding region: 66-1109 (347 amino acids)
Biological process (GO): mitochondrial calcium ion homeostasis; calcium import into the mitochondrion
Cellular component (GO): mitochondrial inner membrane; uniplex complex
Molecular function (GO): uniporter activity; calcium channel activity
Source: RefSeq, a predicted model, not a curated record
AACAUUAUAACUUGCAAUAUAUUUACCAAAUUCACAACUAUCUCUCUGAAUUUCUUCGUUUAUCAAUGGCGUUCAAGAAAAUGUUAACACAACGUUUAUUCAAUGCAUACAAAAUGACUCGUCCUUCCUUAACAACCUGUCGUAUAUGUUCCUCAACCAUGACCAAAUCAAUUGCCCCAGAUCCUGGGGAAAGUGGAUCGUUCCGUAGGUCCCUUCACCGGAGUUCUGUGUUCCAGUCAAUGGCAACCGGCGCUUCGACGGAGCUCCGAACACUUCCAAUCGGAGAAAGGCUUCUUGAGAAACUGAGAUCAAUGGACAUUGCUAGAGAUAGGAUUAGACUCGAUGGGCUCAUCCCACCGGUAACGGAGGAGGUGAGCUCGGAUCCCGAGGAGGAGAAAUUCACGGUGGAUGAUGCGAGGAAGGUUCUUAGGUUGGCUCAACUUGAGGUGGUGAAAUCCAGGCUGACACAGAUGGAAAAGGAUUGUAUUUCGUACCCGGAAUUUAUUCAGAUCUGUAAUGGAGCUUGUUCGAAUGCUGAACAAGCCCUGGAAUUUGCAAAGCUGCUUGAUCAAUCGGGAAUCGUAAUUGUUUUGGGAAACGUCGUAUACCUUAAGCCUCACAAGGUGGUGAAAGCCAUGGAAGGCUUAAUGCCAAUGCCCUCGGCCCAACCAAAUGACCCACAAAUGAUGAAUGAAUUUCAACAAAUGGAGGAGAAGAAAUCAGCUAUUGACAAAAAGGCAGAAUCGUUGGUGCGGAGAGAGUUGCAGUGUGGGCUAGGGUUCUUUGUGAUUCAGACUUUAGCUUUCAUGAGGCUCACUUUUUGGGAGCUAUCAUGGGAUGUAAUGGAGCCCAUUUGCUUCUUUGUUACAUCCUUUUACUGCAUGGGUGCUUAUACUUUCUUCCUUAGGACCUCCAAAGAGCCUACAUUUGAAGGUUUAUUCCAUAGCCGCUUUAGCGCAAAACAAAAGAAGCUCAUGAAGCUUCACAAUUUUGAUCUUCAGAGGUACACUGAGCUCCGCAAAGCUUGUGAUCCUCACUCGACAAUACCUGCUGGAAACACCAGAAACACCUUGACAUUUCAUUCAUCACCCAUGAUGUCCACAGCAUAGAAUGUGGCGAUUUACAUGAACAAUUGUGAGUAAUUAAGAUGGAUAUUGCUUAGGAAUACUGGAAGAAAGAGGAACCAAAGAAUGGAUAAAAGAUGAUACAUUUUGCCUCUUUUUUUUUUUUUUUUUACUUGUUUUACUUUUUAGUGUCAAAUGGAUACAGAGGAUACAUAGAGCUGAUCCCAAUUGAUUUGGGAUUGAGAUGUUGUUAUUUACUUUUACUUUUGACCUAGACUAACUUUUGAGUUUAUCUAUGUCACGGCUAAUGUAUAUUAAGUGAAGAGGGCUCAGAAAAUAAAUGAAAAUUUAAAAGAAAUUUCAAACUUGUA